AUGGCUAUCGCCAUCUGGAAUACGCGAGAUGUCAUCUCAUUGUUCCAGCAAUAUGGCACCGCUCUGCUCGCCGCGGCCCUCGGCGCCUGGGGUUGCUACAUCAUAUCCCUCGUCGUUCAUAGAUUGUAUCUAAGUCCCUUGGCUAAAUUCCCCGGUCCGAAGCUUGCCGCGCUCACGUCGUGGUACGAAAUCUACUACAACAUCUUCAAGAAGGGUGGUGGGCAGUACAUCUUCAGGAUUAAGCAGAUGCAUGAGAAAUAUGGCCCUAUCGUACGGAUAAACCCGUUCGAGCUUCACAUAGAUGACCCGGCAUACUUCGAUGUCGUGUACGCGACAAACAAGCAGUUCGACAAGGUCGAGAUGUUCGCCCGUAGCAUCGGCGCGCCGCUCGCAGCUUUCGGGACCGUCGAGGCCGGCAAGCAUCGUCAGCGCCGGGGUGCCAUGGCGGCCUUCUACAGCCGAGCCAGGUCACGGGACCACGGCCACCGAGUCCAGGUGGUUGUCGAUCGCAUCUCUCGUCGCUUCUCGACCGAGUACGCUGGCACUAACAAGGUCGUAAACCUCUCCUACGUGUGGGGAUCGCUGUCGAGCGACGUCAUCAUGGAAGUGGCAUUUGCUCGCCCCAAGCUGUUUACUGAGGCCCCCGACUUCAAGAGCUCCUUGGCGAUAGGGCUGUCGGAUCUGCUGUACACUAGUCACGUUUUCAUGCAUUUCAGCACUAUACAGUAUCUGGUAUCCGCCUUGCCGGGUUGGCUCACGAAGACGUUCGUACCGCCGAUCAAGUCGGUCGUCGAAGCCCAGGAGGAAAUCGGAAGCCAAGUAGCCGACAUGGUGGGCGGCCGAAACAACGAGGCCAAGGAAUCACCUCUGCCCACUCUGUACCGCGACAUUCUCACAUCCCGACUACCACCCGAGGAGCUGACGUACCCGCGGCUACGGGACGAAGCUAUUUCUACUAUCGCCGCCGGAAUCGACACCACGAAGUGGACGUUGAGCGUCGCUUGCUACCACAUCCUAGCCAACCCUGAGGUCCAGCGACGUCUGCGAGCGGAGCUCAAUGAGAGGAUCCCUGACCCGAACCAGAUCCCCGAUUGGUUCGAGCUGGAAACAUUCACGUAUCUAAAUGCCAUCGUCAACGAGAGUCUCCGCCUAGCCUGCGCCGUAAGCGAGCGCAUGCCGCGCAUCAACAAGACGGCGCCGUGGACGUACCGGGACUUCGUGAUCCCGCCGGGCGUGCCGAUCGGGAUGGACAUAUGGACGAUGCACCACAACGCGGUGCUGUUCCCGGAGCCGAGCGUCUUCAAGCCGGAGCGGUGGCUCGGGGACCCCAAGGUGGAGCCCGAGCUGCUCGAGAAGGCCGGGUACCUCCCGCCGCUGGACGGGAAGACGAAGCCGCUGACGCACUACAUGGUGGGCUUCGGCAAGGGCACCCGCAUGUGCGUGGGCAUGUACCUCGCGUACGCGGAGAUCUACAUCGGGCUGGCGACGAUAUUCCGCCGGCACGAGCUCGAGCUGUACGAGACCACGCGCAGGGACGUGGAUAUCGCGUGCGAGAUGAUCUUGUCGCUGCCGUGGAAGGGGACGAAGGGGAUUCGCGUUAGGGUUAAGAAAUGA
Messenger RNA from Daldinia caldariorum, 1614 nucleotides. Its product is annotated as cytochrome P450. Gene Ontology annotation, molecular function: heme binding; oxidoreductase activity, acting on paired donors, with incorporation or reduction of molecular oxygen; iron ion binding. Lineage: Eukaryota; Fungi; Ascomycota; Sordariomycetes; Xylariales; Hypoxylaceae. The transcript is spliced from 4 exons. The record is from RefSeq and is a predicted model, not a curated record. The coding region runs from base 1 to 1614 and encodes 537 amino acids.